AUGUUGUAUAUUUACUACGUGCCAGACGACGUCAACGUGCAGCAUUCCAAACUAACCCUUAAAGUUCAGAAGAAAACGAUCUUUGAUUUACGACUUAUCAAAGAAUUGAAGGAUCAAGAAUUUUCUUUUCUCACUGUAAAUAAAAGAUGUGUGAUGAAUGGGACUUUAAUCAGUGAAGAAGUGGUGGAUGACCUGGCUUCUAAAAAACAACCAUUUUGCUGCUUCAAAAAUAUUAGCGUUUCAAGUCCAGACCCAUUACCUGGUUAUAAGAUAAUAGUUUUGUGGACCAAGAUUCUUGGAAGACACGAUCCACGUCUUUUUCUGGGAACAAAACUCUUUCAAAACUGUGACGUAAAAACUUGUCAGACAACGUUCAACAAAGUAGAGAUCAUCAAGAGUGACGCCGUAAUUUUUCACGUGUACCACUUGUGUGAUCUCAACGAUAUGCCGCAGUAUCGGUUCGGCUCUCAGCGAUGGGUUGCUUUCAUGACGGAAGCACCCCCUCACGAUAAACUGCGUCAUGGAAAGUCAAAUUUCUCGAUUUUCAACAAUAUUUUCAACUGGUCCAUGACGUAUAGGCUAGAUUCCCAUAUACCUAUACCAUUCGGAGCAACGUUUAAACGAGAACGCGUGCUAAGCCUUAACGCUCUUACACAGGACACUAUUCCCACAAAGACACGACUAGUCGCGUGGUUCGUGUCACACUGCCACACUCCAGCUAAGAGGGAAUCUUUCGUGGAAGAACUACAGCACUACAUCAAAGUCGACAUUGUAGGACGCUGUGGAAAGAUAAAAUGUCCCUACCUGGGUAACGAGUGCUACGCCUGGUUAGAAAAACAUUACAAAUUUUACUUAGCUUUGGAAAACAGUGUCUGUAAAGACUACGUAACAGAGAAGUUCUUUAACGUACUUGAUUACAAUGUUGUGCCUAUUGUUUUGGGAGGAGCAAAUUACUCCGACAUAGCACCUCCGAACUCGUACAUUGAUGCUCGAAAAUUUCAAUCUGUGGAAGAACUCGCUAAGUUCUUACUACUCGUAGACAAAUACGACGAUUUAUAUAAUUCCUAUUUUGAAUGGAAGAAGACCCAUAGGGUAGAAAGAUAUGGAGCUGGUGGGCAUGGUUGGUGUGAGCUGUGUGCUGCUCUCCAUGAUCGAAAGUUACCAGCAAACACUAUCAAGGAUUUUCAUGGAUGGUGGUACAAAGAGUCUCGCUGUGAAAACUUAGAUUAGAAGUUUGUAGUCGCAGCAAAAAUAAAAUAAAUUUAAGGAGACGAGUUAUACUGAGCAAACGUUUUACGCAUAUCCUGUUUACGAGUGUUGUUAUGAAUUUUAAAAAAUCUCACGUGCAAAGGAAGAGAAACUAAUAUUGCCAGGAAUGGCGACGAACAUGAGUGUAAAUUAUAAUGUAAAUUGCAGUCACGAGAAGUUAACUGAGUAUUAAUACGUAGCUUAACAGGAGGUGUUCUUGUAAGUUCUUUUAGAAGUAAGUGUAAUGUGUAGCUUAACAGGGGAUUUUCUUGUAGGGCUUAUUUAAAACUGUUAAUAUGUAGCUUAACAGAAGGGGUUCUUGUAAGUUAAUUUAAAACUGACUGUUAAUAUGUAGCUUAACAAAAGGGGUUCUUGUAAGUUAAUUUAGAACCAACUGUUAAUAUGUAGCUUAACAGAGGAUUUAUUUAGAACUAAUUGUUUUGUAGCUUAACAGAAGGGGUUCUUGUAAGUUCUUAGAAUCUUUAAUAUGUAGCUUGACAUAGGAUUUACUUGUAAGUUUAUUUAGAACUAAUUGUUAUGUAGCUUAACAGAAGAUGUUCUUGUAAACUUAAAAGUAACUUUUAAUUUUAUUGAACAUUAAGUUCUCCUUAUCUUGCUUUCAUAAUAGUUUAUAAUGCAUGUCUUAUUCAAUAAAUAACUAUACAAAGUACCCGAAGAUGAUUUUUUAGCAAACAUAGUCACAACGAUGCUGGUAGGAGUUACAGUAAAAUACGAACACCAUAGUCGUAAUGACUGCUUCGUAACAUAACAAAAAAUUAGCCCUAGUAACACUAGGAAAAACACAAACAAGAACAAGGCUCUUAGGAAUAUUAAUAGCAACUUAGGAAAACAAAGAAUAAAACUAUCCCUAAGAGUAGCAAUGUUACAAGACAGCGAAGA
This is a messenger RNA of Limulus polyphemus (Atlantic horseshoe crab), 2148 nucleotides long. Its product is annotated as alpha-(1,3)-fucosyltransferase C-like. The transcript has a single exon. The coding region runs from base 1 to 1230 and encodes 409 amino acids. Gene Ontology annotation, cellular component: membrane. The record is from RefSeq and is a predicted model, not a curated record. NCBI's taxonomy places the organism in Eukaryota, Metazoa, Arthropoda, Merostomata, Xiphosura, Limulidae. Gene Ontology annotation, molecular function: alpha-(1->3)-fucosyltransferase activity.